Molecule: messenger RNA, 1041 nt
Organism: Harpegnathos saltator (Jerdon's jumping ant)
Lineage: Eukaryota; Metazoa; Arthropoda; Insecta; Hymenoptera; Formicidae
Product: putative nuclease HARBI1
Exons: 3
Coding region: 1-1041 (346 amino acids)
Source: RefSeq, a predicted model, not a curated record
AUGGCGACUAAAUUAACAAAAAUAGAACUAGAUGCAAUAAUUGCUGUCACAUCACUUUAUGUGAUGAAAGAAGAUUCCUUUUUAAGCAGUAGCGAUAGUGGUAGUGAAUCAUUUGAAAGUGACUUUUCAAGUGAUGAAGAAAGUGAGGAGUCAACUCUAUAUGCCAUUCUUAUGGUAGGAAACACAAGAGGAGAGAAUAUUCUUUGUGAAAUAUUAAGAGAUUAUGUUGAACGAGUCGUACCAGGAUAUUCACGUCUACAAUUUAAGGAACACUUCAGGAUGUUUCCUGAAACAUAUGAAAUGAUUUUACAUCUGAUUGGGCCAGCUUUAUGUAAAACUAAUGCAACAGGAAGAAAGCAACUACAUCCAGGAAAGCAAUUGUUAAUAUUAUUAUUGUUUUUGGCUACUCCAGACAGCUAUAGAUCCAUACAUGUUCAAUUUGGAGUUGGAAAAACAACGGUGUUCAGAGCAGUAAGGCGAAUAACAUACGCUUUACAUUGCCUAGCACCAAUAUUUAUUCGAUGGCCAAAAGGCGAAGCAGUAAAUCGUACCAUAGAAGAAUUUUCUAAAUUAAGAGGUUUUCCAAAAGUAAUUGGAGCUCUGGAUGGAUCAUAUAUUAAAAUUCGAGCUCCAGUGAAGGAUGCUACUUCAUAUAUAUGUAGGAAACAAUUCCAUGCUAUUUACUUGCAGGCUGUAUGUGAUGCAAAAUCUGUAUUUACGCAUUGUUAUGCAGGACAUGUUGGCUCAAUGCAUGAUGCAAGAGUCUUUAGAAAUUCCGCACUUGCACAUUAUAUUGAGACGCCAAAUGAGUAUUUUCUUUUAGACUCGCAUAUUAUAGCAGAUUCUGCAUAUGCAAUUCACCCGCAUGUAAUAGUUCCAUUUAAAGAUAAUGGGCACCUAACAGCACUUCAAAAAAAUUACAAUUUUUGUUUAUCCUCGACUAGAAUGCCCAUAGAACGAGCUUUCGGCUUGUUAAAAGUUCGGUUUCGUAUUUUAUUAGACUGUUUACUUUUAAGGGGUAACAUCAGUGUAGAAUUUUGA